GGCGCUCGAAAGAUUUAGGGCUUUCCAGCGAUGGCGCACAGCAGCUGCGCGGCAUUCUCAGGUUUGAAUUGCCCUUGGGAGUUGUCGCGGCGCCGCUUGGCUAUCGCCGCCACGCCGCCCGGCAGCGGCGCCAGCGAGCUCCAGACGAGGAUGAAAUCGCCGCCGGCGGUAGAGACCAGCUUCUGGCAAUGGCGCGAUUACAACAUUCGCUACCAGCGCGCUGGAGCGGCGGGGCCGGCGCUGGUUCUCAUCCACGGAUUUGGCGCAAAUUGUGAUCACUGGAGGAAGAACAUUCCAGUGCUGGCAGAGCGUCACAGGGUUUAUGCGAUCGAUUUGCUUGGCUAUGGCUACUCGGACAAGCCGAGUCCACGACAAGCUCAGCCCGGCAACUUUUAUACGUUCGAGCUCUGGGCAAGCCAAGUUCUAGAUUUCUGCUCUGACGUCGUCCAGGACAAAGUGUUCCUCGUCUGUAAUUCCGUUGGUGGAAUAGUUGGCCUUGAAGCAGCAUUGACUCGCCCACCUAGCAUCAAAGGACUCCAAUUGAUAAACAUUUCCUUGCGCCUACUUCACAUAAAGAAACAAGCGCGGCUUGCUCGGCCAUUCAUUAAGGCAUUCCAGGAUCUCUUGAGACAAACAGCUGUUGGAAAAGUGUUCUUUAAGUCCGUCGCUACUCCAGAGACUGUGAAGAAAAUCCUCUGUGAGUGCUACCACGAUGACUCUGCCGUGACUGACGAGCUCGUCGAGAUUAUCCUGCGACCGGGCCUCGAGAGUGGCGCGGCCGACGUGUUUCUGGAUUUCAUUGGCUACUCUGGCGGACCUUUGCCGGAAGAAAUGCUUCCCAGAGUCCAGUGUCCCGUUUCGAUACUCUGGGGUGAGAAAGAUCCCUGGGAGCCGGUUUUGCUGGGACAAGCAUACAGGAACUACGAGGCAGUGGAGGAGUUUAUAGUUCUUCCAAAUGCUGGCCACUGUCCACAGGACGAAACUCCAGAACUUGUUAAUGAGCUGGUGGAAAAAUUCGUUAGUCGGCACGAUCAUUCGUCACAAGCAGCGUGAGCGAGAGUACGAUCGAAGCUCGCGAACUCACGAGUAUAUUACGCUUGUCAGAUCUUGAGAACCAAGAAACAAGUUGACGGUA
Messenger RNA from Selaginella moellendorffii, 1135 nucleotides. Its product is annotated as pheophytinase, chloroplastic. The coding region runs from base 31 to 1053 and encodes 340 amino acids. The record is from RefSeq and is a predicted model, not a curated record. The transcript has 7 exons. Gene Ontology annotation, molecular function: catalytic activity. Lineage: Eukaryota; Viridiplantae; Streptophyta; Lycopodiopsida; Selaginellales; Selaginellaceae.